Danaus chrysippus (African queen) is the source of this 501-nucleotide messenger RNA. The record is from the annotation of a GenBank genome assembly. Lineage: Eukaryota; Metazoa; Arthropoda; Insecta; Lepidoptera; Nymphalidae.
AUGUUUCGUACUCUAAAAUUUCUUCGAUCAAAUGGUACUAAGAGAUCUUUUAAAGCUUUACCUUUAUCCCGACAAAGAUUUUUCAGUAUAACCUCAGGUUUAAGGCACGGAGAAUAUGAGUGGCAAGAUCCAAAAUCGGAGGACGAAGUAGUUAAUGUUGUAUAUAUUGAUAAGGAUGGAAAGAAAACAAAUGUGAGAGGGAAAAUUGGAGACAAUGUGCUAUAUCUAGCACAUAGAUAUGGAAUUGAAAUGGAAGGUGCUUGUGAGGCAUCGCUAGCAUGUACAACAUGUCAUGUGUAUGUACACGAGAAAUAUUUAGAUACACUACCAGAACCUGAAGAAAAAGAAGAUGAUUUAUUAGAUAUGGCGCCAUUUUUAAAGGAAAAUUCACGACUAGGUUGUCAAAUUGUUUUGACAAAAGAAAUGGAGGGAAUGGAAUUGAAAUUACCAAAAGCAACUAGAAAUUUCUAUGUAGAUGGCCACAAGCCUACACCACAUUAA